AUGGAAUCCUCUCCUCUAACUCAGCAGACCCGGCCCGAAACCUUCCAGCCUAAGAUAGUGAAGCUCUAUGAGUCUCUCCUUUUUAACCCCGAGUAUGCGCAUCCCACGGAAGGGUUCUGGCGAGAGUUCUUCCUACUUCAGCCAGAUAGGGCUCAUCUAUCAAAGGCCAUAGCCUCGAUUAACCAUAAUGACAUGCUACACCUUCAAUCCCAAACCCAACAACUCUUUGCUCGUGCAAUACGGGAAGCAACUUCUGAUAACCCGAUAGCAAGUGCGCAUGCCUUGGAGACCUUGACGGCAUUCCUGGCGAGUGCGUUGGCAAAAAAGUACACCAACCCGAGCUCAGAUAUUAUUGCAAUUCUAGCCGGCCUCGACGAGGUUGAUCAUGUCUGCUCCGAGUUUGUAUCUGUCUUGGAUGGCAUCAUACGAAAUGGAAGCAACCUGGAAGUACGGCUGAAGGCGAUUGACGCCACCACAGCGAUGUUCAUUCACGAUUCUGAUACCCAUACGCAAGUAUUGAAGCCCUUCUUGUUACUUGGCCUUCUUGCCAACUACAAUAAAUUUGAUUUUCAAAACCCUUAUCAGCUACGACUGAAUGAUUUCGUAAACGAAAUCAAAAUACAGAAAGUUGUCAGAGGAGCCGGUGCGGCGUGUGCCUCACUCAGGAAUUCGUAUAUUGCCGUGCAAGAUGACCUUCCUGAAGGCUGGAAUUGGAGCACUACUCUAUCCUUCUUUAGCUUUGGCUUCUUCUCUAGCGGAGGGAAGCCCCAAAGUCAACCUCUAACUGCGGAAGAGAUGAAGGAGCGGUUUAAGUCACUUCCGUCGCCUGAAGCAGCAAUCUUGUUAGCCGUAUACGAUUUUGUGAAUGCGAACAAGCUCUUCGGCCAUACAUUAGUGACAACCAGCCCUGAGAAACGAUCCGAGGAGGCGCCUUUCGCAAGUUUCCUCUCGUUGACCUCAUAUCUUCUCCAACAUGCUUAUCGUUCAACUCGAGUUGCGCUGUAUGCGGAGGCCAAUCUCUUCUCGCUUCGAAACCUGGUUGAAGAUCCUGUCAUCUGCAAGCAAAUAUGCAGUGAUGAAAAUAGUUCCAGGGUGAGGCUGUGUCGUCAACGCGCUCCGCAUCUCCCUCUAGUGAAUGGGGAAAGGGUUCUUGCAACUGUCAUAUUCGACAUCUUGGUUGAUACCAUUAACCAUAACCUUCGUCGAAGCCUUGAUACGUACCUGUACAGCCACACAAUAACUACUCUCUUUCGCCUUCUUACAUAUGCUUCAUCUAAUAAAGUCCGCUUCUCAUACCACUGGUCCGAACUUUGGCGAAGCCUACUCACCCUCACACGCUUCCUAACCACUUACUCCGCCGACCUCGUACAUAGCCCGCAAAUCAAAACCCUCACGUCCGACCUAAUUGAUCUCAUCACAUUUUGCAUAUCCGCAGGUGACACUUUUCUUCCCGACCCUUCAUCCUACGACGACCUUUUCUACAAGGUUGUCGAAGCAGACUCUACCCUAACCCGUUUCCGCGACGUAUACAAACACCUAUCAACUGCACCAUCUCACUCUGCUAAUUCAACCAUUUCAAUCAACGCUCUCAUCAGCGUUUCAACACACUUCCACUCCCUUCUAUUUGUUUCAGAUACCCCGGAUGCAUCUCGUCCUAGUAGCAAGAACGGUGAAUCAGGCGCUACAUCCCCUGCUCCAACAGCAAGGAAGAAAAGGCUGAGUCCAAGGGAAGUCCAUCAGAUCAUCAAGGAGGGCUACUCAACGCUUAGUAUUAGAGCAAAUGAUGAUUUAACAAAUUGGGAAAAGUGGCGAGAUGCAGAUUGGAAACCGCAAUUGAAGCGCAUCGCUAGGGCUGCAGUGGAGGAUGUGACUGUUUUAGUAUCACAGCCAGAACAGGGACAGGUUUCAAUAGAGACUAAACACAAACCAAGUGUGUAA
Messenger RNA from Arthroderma uncinatum, 1938 nucleotides. RefSeq lists its product as uncharacterized. Gene Ontology annotation, cellular component: cytosol. Gene Ontology annotation, biological process: regulation of Golgi organization. NCBI's taxonomy places the organism in Eukaryota, Fungi, Ascomycota, Eurotiomycetes, Onygenales, Arthrodermataceae. The record is from RefSeq and is a predicted model, not a curated record. The transcript has 8 exons. Bases 1 to 1938 code for a protein of 645 amino acids.